Messenger RNA from Amaranthus tricolor (Joseph's coat), 2225 nucleotides. RefSeq lists its product as uncharacterized. NCBI's taxonomy places the organism in Eukaryota, Viridiplantae, Streptophyta, Magnoliopsida, Caryophyllales, Amaranthaceae. The transcript has 6 exons. The record is from RefSeq and is a predicted model, not a curated record. The coding region runs from base 357 to 1922 and encodes 521 amino acids.
AAUUUUCCCUCAAACCCAUCUUUCUUUCCUUCCAUUUGCUAGCUCGUCAAUAUUACCACGCCAGUCGAUCGCCACCAAUCACCAUACUCUACUCUACUCCUUUUCUCUUCACUCCAUUCUUUUAUUCUUCAUCUUUCUCUCUCUUCACUACUCAAAUUCUCUCACUAAUUAUCAUUCAUUUUCAACACUAAUUUCUUUAUUCUCUCUAAUUCAGCUCUAAUUAUUCACCUUCAUGAUCAUUUAUUCUUCAAAAAUUAAUUAAUUAUUUUCAUAUUAUGAUUGAUUGUUGCAUGCGAAGAUGAAUUUGAGCCUAACUGCUCGAUUUUAGAAAACAGAGGAAGAAAUAGAGAGAAAUCAUGAACGGUAAUUUAGUGAAAAAACCGAAUGGAUCGGGACAUUUUCGUCAAUUAAUCGAUAUGAUUUGGCGGCCAUUGAUGCAUUCUCCAGCUAGAUCUUCCAUUUUUGUCUUCUUUUUUCUAUCUCUUAUUCUUGGUGUCGUUCUUUCUUCUCGCUUUCUUGAUUACUCUCCUAUUUUUUCCACGCAACAAAAGAUUGCAGCUGUCGCUGCUAGUAGUCCGAUCACAGACACUCCCACAAAGGCUCACAAAAAAAUUGAAAUCCCACUCAUUUGUUCUGAUAUUAAUGUCACACAAACCUGCCCAGUAGAUUAUCCUCAGAAAGUAGAACUAGAUCCUGAUGUUUCGCCUCCUUCCACGUGCCCUGAAUACUUUCGCUGGAUAUACGAAGAUUUACAGCCUUGGAAGCAGACCGGUAUCACAAGAGAGAUGGUUGAGUCAGCUAAAAGAACAGCCAAUUUCAGAUUGGUGAUAUCUAAUGGAAAAGCUUAUGUGGAGAGAUACAAAAAGUCAUGGCAAACCAGAGAUGUUUUCACCCUCUGGGGAUUUUUACAGUUGCUAAGGAAGUACCCUGGCCGAGUGCCUGAUUUAGAGCUCAUGUUUGACUGUGUUGACUGGCCGGUAAUAUCUAAGCGAUUUUCUUGGCCCAAUAAUACAGCUCCUCCUCUAUUUCGUUAUUGUGGAGAUGAUAAAACAUUGGAUAUUGUAUUCCCUGACUGGUCGUUUUGGGGAUGGUCUGAAAUCAAUAUCAAACCAUGGGAGUUUCUGUCCAAGAAACUUAAAGAAGGAAACCAGAGGCUGAAAUUUGCGGAUAGAGAGCCUUAUGCUUACUGGAAAGGAAAUCCUUUUGUUGCAUCGCACAGGAUGGAUCUUAUCAAAUGUAAUGUCUCCGAUAAGGAAGACUGGCAUGCUCGAGUCUAUAUACAGGAUUGGGCUAAGGAAUCAAAACAAGGAUUUAAGCAGUCAGACUUAGCGAGCCAAUGCAUACACAAAUAUAAGAUCUACAUAGAAGGAUCAGCAUGGUCAGUCAGCGAGAAGUACAUCCUUGCUUGUGAUUCUGUUGCGUUGAUAGUACAGCCGCUGUAUUAUGACUUCUUUUCAAGAAGUUUGAUGCCUACAGAACACUAUUGGCCCAUCAAGGCGAAUGAUAAGUGUAGGUCUAUCAAGUUUGCUGUUGAAUGGGGAGAUAGUCACGCACAAAAGGCUCAGGAAAUGGCAAAAGCUGCGAGUAAUUUUAUCCUAGAAGAUGUGAAGAUGGACUAUGUAUAUGAUUACAUGUUACAUCUGCUAACAGAAUACGCCAAGCUCUUGAAGUACAAGCCUACGAUACCCAAAGAUGCCAUUGAGCUUUGUUCGGAGACUAUGGCGUGCCCCGCACUGGGUUUAGAGAAGAAGUUUAUGAUGGAUUCUUUGGUGAAGGGUCCUUCAAACACAGCUCCUUGCACCAUGCCGCCGCCUUAUGAUCAGGCUACACUUCAAGCCUUGUUGAAAAGGAAAACCAGUGCAGUAAAACAAGUGGAGAAAUGGGAAAGAGAUUAUUGGCUUAAUCAAACUAAGCAGCAAUAGAUAGGUGUUCUUUAGAUAAUGCUUUAAAUAGGUAGAAUAUAUAGAAAUAUAGUAGUAAAUAGGAUAUAAAAAUUGUGUUUCUUGGUAGACCAAAUGUUAUGAUGUUCAAUUUUUGUGAAAUUUUGAUGAAAGGAUAGAAAAAAAAUGUGGGAACAAGAGGUGUUACUUUUGAGUUGUUUAUUUACAUGGCACUAGAAUAGAUGUAUGAUACUGAUAAGGGAUGCAAAAACACUAUUUAUUGAUUUGUAUUUAUUGGGAUCAAAAAAUGAUAAAUCAGAUUAUAAAUAAAGUAAUGAAUGCAAA